Talpa occidentalis (Iberian mole) is the source of this 2124-nucleotide messenger RNA. It is a transcript of the gene SHCBP1L, whose product is annotated as SHC binding and spindle associated 1 like. The record is from RefSeq and is a predicted model, not a curated record. Gene Ontology annotation, biological process: spermatogenesis; male meiosis cytokinesis. NCBI's taxonomy places the organism in Eukaryota, Metazoa, Chordata, Mammalia, Eulipotyphla, Talpidae. Bases 46 to 2019 code for a protein of 657 amino acids. The transcript is spliced from 10 exons. Gene Ontology annotation, cellular component: meiotic spindle.
GGAAAAGUGCUAACGGCCGCACUUGAGCCUCGGGAGGCCGUGGAGAUGGCGUCGGGGCCCGGGGCCACGGUGCCUGAGGGCUCAGUCCGAACCGGCAGCCCCAGCAGGCGAGGCGAGAAGGCUGGCUUGGCGCCCACCGGGGACUCCGCGGUCGCGGGCACCCUCAAGGGCUGCGCGUCCCCGGUGAGGUCGGUGGUGGCCUCCCCUCGCCCCGUGAAGGUGAAGGGGAAGGCGGGCCGGGAGGCCGCCCGGCGGCGGCUGCAGCUCCUGCCGGACUCUCAGGCCGAGAACCCGGGAGAGGGAGCUGAGGAGGAGGAGGAGGAGGGACCCCUCCUCACAGUGCCCGAGGAGGAUGAAGAGGAGGCGCAGCCAUUGCCCCCGGUCUGCGUGUCCCCCAUGAGGGGGAUGUGGCGGGACGAGAAGGUGGCUCUGUACUGUGACGAGGUGCUGCAGGGCUGUAAGGCAGAAGAUGCUGAUGAAGCUAUGAGUAAAUACCUAUCAGAAAAAUUAAAGUUGAAAGACAAAUGGCUUGGUGUCUGGAAGACUAACCCUGAGUUAUUCUUUGUGAAAUAUGAAGAAGCUUCUAUCCCUUUUGUUGGUAUACUGGUUGAGGUAACUUGUAAACCUCGCCAAAGUUCAUCAUCUUGUUUCAAAGUUACUGUUUCUGUUGCUGAGCCCUUUUCUUCUAACAUUGCAAAUAUUCCAAGGGAUUUGGUGAAUGAGAUUCUGGAAGAACUAGAGCACAGUGUGCCUCUCUUGGAAGUGUACCCUGUUGAAGGACAAGAUAAUGAUAUACAUGAUAUUGCUUUGGCCUUGGAAGUUGUAAGGUUUUUUUAUGACUUUCUUUGGAGAGACUGGGAUGAUGAAGAAAGUUGUGAGAAUUAUACUGCUUUGAUUGAAGAAAGAAUUAAUUUGUGGUGUGCUAUACAAGAUGGAACAAUACCUGGUCCUAUUGCACAGCGUUUUAAAAAGACUUUGGAGAAAUAUAAAAACAAGCGUGUUGAGCUCAUUGAGUAUCAGAGUAAUAUCAAAGAAGAUCCAUCUGCAGCAGAAGCUGUUGAAUGCUGGAAAAAAUACUAUGAGAUAGUAAUGCUCUGUGGAUUAUUGAAAAUGUGGGAAGAUUUGCGCCUCCGAGUUCAUGGGCCCUUCUUUCCAAGAAUUCUGAGGCGUAGGAAAGGAAAGAGGGACUUUGGAAAGACUAUAACACAUAUUGUAGCAAAAGUGAUGACUACUGACAUGGUAAAGGACCUAUCUUCAGACACACUUCUCCAACAGCAUGAUGAUUUGGAUUUGGCUUUGGAUAGUUGUUAUAGUGGAGAUACAGUAGUUAUUUUUCCAGGAGAAUAUCAAGCUAUCAAUCUUGCUUUGUUGACUGAUGACAUCAUUAUAAAGGGAAUUGGAAAGAGAGAGGAAAUUUUGAUUACUUCUGAACCAUCUCAUGACAGUUUUGUGGUGUCCAAAGCUGAUAAUGUGAAAUUAAUGCAUCUAUCUUUGAUACAACAAGGGACAGUUGAUGGUAUUGUGGUGGUAGAGUCUGGUCACAUGACUCUAGAAAACUGUGUGUUAAAAUGUGAAGGAACAGGAGUGUGUGUUCUUACAGGGGCUGCUUUGACAAUUACAGACAGUGAGAUAACUGGGGCCCAGGGUGCUGGUGUUGAGCUAUAUCCUGGGAGCAUAGCCAUCUUGGAGAGAAAUGAAAUUCAUCACUGUAAUAACCUCAGAACAAGUGAUAGUUCAAAAAGCACCUUAGGUGGAGUUAAUAUGAAGGUUCUUCCAGCACCCCGAUUGAAGAUGGCUAAUAAUCAUAUUUACAACAACAAUGGUUAUGGAGUAAGCAUUCUUCAACCAACUGAACAAUUUUUUAUUGUAUCAGAGGAAGCCCUCAACAAAGGGGCUGCUUCAGGAGAUAAAAAAGAUGACAAUAUGCUUUCCAAAGUAAUGCAAAAUCUGAAUUUGGAAAUGAAUAAUAAUAAAAUAGAAGCGAACUUAAAGGGGGAUAUCAGAAUAGUGACAAAUUAAAGCAUCUGGAUUUAUGUUAAAAUUUUAUAUUUCAGAUAUUUCUCAUAUCCCACAGAUACGGUAAUUUUAAUUCAAAGCUUAUUUAAAGACACAUAAACAUUUAAA